UUUCACUCCACCGCGCCUCUGCAAAACCCUAAUCCCAUUGCGUGCGCUCUCUCCCUCUCCUCUCCCCACCGCCGCCGCAGUCUCCGCCACUUCCAGAUCGGAAAAUGGGUCGCGUCCGCACAAAGACAGUGAAGAAGUCCUCUCGUCAAGUUAUCGAGAGGUACUACUCUCGCAUGACACUGGAUUUCCACACGAACAAGAAGAUCCUCGAGGAGGUUGCUCUCAUCCCAUCCAAGAGGCUCCGCAACAAGAUCGCCGGAUUCUCCACCCAUCUCAUGAAGCGCAUCCAGAAGGGUCCAGUUCGUGGAAUCUCGCUCAAGCUUCAGGAGGAGGAGCGUGAACGCCGCAUGGAUUUCGUCCCUGAUGAAUCCGCCAUCAAGACUGAUCAUAUCGCGGUUGAUAAGGAGACUCUUGAAAUGCUUGCUGCUCUCGGCAUGGCGGAGAUUCCAGGUGUUGUUCAGGUUGAUCCAGUUCCGGUUCAGCAAAUUGCCUACGGUCGCGGUGCCGGCGCCGGUGCCCCUGGCCGGAGGUAUUGAUUAAAUACCUGUUUUUCGUUCUCGUUUUCAUCAUGUGCGAGUACUUUAUAUCAGUUGAAUUUUAGUUUUUGAUGGGAUUAUAUAUUCAGUAAUUGGGAUUGUUGAAGAUUUUGUUAUGGAAAUUAUGAUGUUUUGCUAUGUUGUUGAACCUUUAGAUUAAUUUUUAGUAGUCAAUGUUGUUAUCGAA
Lotus japonicus is the source of this 723-nucleotide messenger RNA. Its product is annotated as 40S ribosomal protein S17-4-like. The coding region runs from base 105 to 536 and encodes 143 amino acids. The record is from RefSeq and is a predicted model, not a curated record. Gene Ontology annotation, molecular function: structural constituent of ribosome. NCBI's taxonomy places the organism in Eukaryota, Viridiplantae, Streptophyta, Magnoliopsida, Fabales, Fabaceae. Gene Ontology annotation, cellular component: ribosome. Gene Ontology annotation, biological process: translation. The transcript has a single exon.